UCGACGUAAACGCCUUGCACUUCCGGGUUUGGCGCAGCCUUCAGGAGAUACAAAGAAGACAGGCUGACGGGAACAAUGGCUGACGUUUCUCUGUAUCUCACCAACGUUAACGUGUCGUUAGGACGGGGCAUGGACACGGGGCAGAGUCAAAGCCCGAACCCGGGGAGGGACUUCGAGAGCGUGGAGCUGGGCGAGCUGGGCAAGACGGCCGAGCCGAGGGAGAAGGUCCCCCGCCGGAUCAUCCACUUCUCCAGCGGGGAGACCAUGGAGGAGUACAGCACCGACGAGGAGGCGGAGGACCCGGAGGCGGAGAGGAAGGACCUGCUGGCCCCUCCGGUCGAUGCGGUGAGGUCCAAGAUGACCUGGGGGCCAUACUUCUGGUUCCACAUGUGGAGAGCAGCCACGUCCACCAUCUCAGCAUGUGACUACCUUGGGGAGAGGAUGGCGUCCCUGUUCGGUAUAACGUCGGCCAAGUACCAAUAUGCCAUCGAUGAGUACAACAGGAUAAAGAAGGAGAAAGAGGAGGAGACGGAGGAGAACCGGCUCUCGGAGGAAGCGGAGCGGACCUUUGACCAGCUCCAGUCUCGGGAAGGGACCGACGAGCCAAUCGCGUCGACGGAGGGACGGGGGGCGGCGUCUGUUUCCUCCGAUGUGACCCAUCGGGCGGAGGAGGGGGUCCCGGCCGCUCCGAACACGAUCACCGUCCCGGUGAUCGUCACCGCAACCUAACCCUUCCCGAGAAAAGGACGUUUUCAGUCUUUAAUUUGUCUGUGAAGGAACACACACAGUCUUGUUUCACCAAAACGGUUUGGUUUGUGUAUAACGCAGCUUAUAACGGGCGGCGGCGCUGUGUUUCGGCUGAUUGGCGAGGACAGGUGGGGUGCAGCAACGUAGGAAUUUAGAAACCUGGUUUUUGGAUCUGUGGCAACAUAUUUUAGACCUUCAAACACACGCGGCGGGGCAGAUUUUAGGGAAUAAACGCUCGCCGUUGCGGGUUGCUAUUUCAACCUCCACUCUAUGCUAUCUAUGGAGGACCGAGCGCUCUCCUGUGCCUCCUACUGACCACACACAGUGCCUAUACCACCGACCCAGGCGGUGCCAGAUGCGGGCUAAGCUAAGCAUCCGUUUGUCCACGUCCCUGCGGGCGGUUUACGCUUCAUAUUCAAACAGCCGCUCUGUCUACGCCUGUUUGCACUGACGCCCUGGAUCCACCUGGCUGCACCAAAGGGCUGGCCAUUUUAACACUCCCUCACACAUUGCUUUGAUAUGCAUGCCGUAUGUUGACGUGUUUAAAGGUUCCGUGUUAAGACUCGUGUUGCACUUAUUAAACCGUGGCUGUCGGAACCUCUUUUUGGCCGCUGGAUAGGCUAACGUUUAGCUCCAACAAAAUAAUGAAAAGUGGCCGUAAGGGGUGUGUGUAUGUGUGUGUGUGUGUGUGUGUGUGUGUUUUGCUGUUAUUUAUCUGCCUUAUUUACUGUGAACAUGAGGAUAGUCUGUGUUGUGUAACAUUACCAUAAUGGCUAAAACAAUUAUGACACCAAGUCUGUUUAAGGACCUAUAAACUUAAAUUUCUAACCAUUUGUAAGUAGUUUUUUACACUUAUUUAUUUUUCUUAACUUAUUGAGCUGUUAAUUUGAACAUUUUCUAUUGUUUUCGUAACACAAGAAUAAACAGUUGAGUCUGAUUUUUA
Molecule: messenger RNA, 1690 nt
Organism: Fundulus heteroclitus (mummichog)
Lineage: Eukaryota; Metazoa; Chordata; Actinopteri; Cyprinodontiformes; Fundulidae
Product: protein FAM177A1
Exons: 5
Coding region: 76-729 (217 amino acids)
Source: RefSeq, a predicted model, not a curated record